Messenger RNA from Fomitopsis serialis, 2172 nucleotides. RefSeq lists its product as uncharacterized. NCBI's taxonomy places the organism in Eukaryota, Fungi, Basidiomycota, Agaricomycetes, Polyporales, Fomitopsidaceae. The record is from RefSeq and is a predicted model, not a curated record. The coding region runs from base 1 to 2172 and encodes 723 amino acids. The transcript has 12 exons.
AUGGCCACUCGCCGAACGCGAUCAGCUGCCACCAAGGACAAGAAAAAGACUAGCUCCAAGGCUCCCGCCCCGCCCAAGGCGACCUCCAAGAAAUCUGGUGCCUCGUCGAUCUCUGCAACAGUGGACCAAGGCGAUGCUCUCCAGCGCGUCAAGGAGGCCGUGAGGAUGACGAACCCUGACGCGUCCGAGAAAGAGGUCAUGACAAAGGCUCGAAAGUUGCUCGCGGAUAUGAAAAAGAGUCCCGCCUCAGACAAGGAGCGUCAAGAAACCAUACAAGCGAAUAGUGCGGCGAUGUUGGACAAGGAUGCUGAAGGCCACGAUGAAGAGCCUGAGGUUGUAGCUGGGGACGAACAAGACACCAGUGGAGAGGAGGCGGAAGAGGAACCAUCUUUCUCGCCCUCCGAUGGCGAUGCACCCGCUAUGUCGAAGGGAAAGGGAAAGGCAACCGCCAGAGGCAAGUGGAUGCCAAAGCCCCGCCCGAGGCCGCGAAAGAGGAAGGCCGAGCAAGUAUCAGACAAGGAAGGCAGCGACACAGAUCUUGUCCAGCGAGCCCCUGAGCGGCCUGAAAAGAAGAGGGCGAAGGUGCAGAGCCCCGGUAAAGCUGUUGGGGCUAGGGCGUCGCAGCCUGCGGCGCAUAGCUCUCCUACAUCGCCCCCAUCACCUGGGAAGAAGAGGGCGGAGGUAGUCAUUGAGUCACGCCGUCCCGCAAUCCCUGCGUUAACCCAGGAUGAGGACCUGGUGCUCCAGCGUCUGCGAGCACGGACUGGGAAGGGGACGGCACGCGUACAGAGUGAGGAAGAGAGCGAGAAGGACCAAUUGUCAGAGGAAGGCUCGAAGAUGGAGGACUCUGAGGACGACACGUCGGGUCGAGGAGCGGUUAAGAGCAAGACUAGCACCACUCGGCACGCAUCUAAAGCUGCCUCUGGGGACGACAGCCAGUCCUAUCACGUAUCGGAGGAGGAGAAUAAGGUAGACAGCGACGAUGACGAGCUCGGGGAGAACGCCUCUGAGAGCGACGAGAUCAUUGUGAAGUCGGAGGAGAAGCCGCAAUUGAAGUCGAAGACUGCGAAGGUCAAGGCCCAGGGCAAGCCGAAAGCGUCGAAGGUCUCCGAGGAAGUGAUCGCUGAACUCGAACAGGAGCCGUUCCGGACUUUCGUGCAACUCGCCCAGCUAGAAUUCAGGGCGUACCUCAGUGUCGAAAACGCGUGGCCCCGUCAGAACGACAAGGUCGUCGGCAAGUGGGACGCUCCAUUGUCAAUGUAUGAGAGGGUCAUAGCCAAGCACAAGAUCUAUCGGGCACCCAAGUUCAAGGCGAGAUACGACAAGAUGAUGGCUGAGUUCAGCACGAGAAAGGUGCUGCGGCACAAGGUCUACAGGCUGGCAGCGCAGUUUCGCCAGGAGGUGAAACAGAAGGCCAAGCGUGUGGUGGAAAAGGAGUUCCUGUCGAUCAAGGUCUCUGACCUUGGACCCAACGGCGAAAGGCUGAACGCUGUGGCCCGCGCAGAUAAGCUACAGAACGCUUUGGAGGCGCGUAUCAGGUGGCUCAAGGACUCGGACACCUUCCACCACGGGAACCUCACCAUGCCCGAUCCAGACGUUGAGCCCUCGCUGUGGGUGGCCGAACGUGACGCCCCGUUCCACAACGAGGCCAUUGCAGAAGUGAUGGCUCGUCAUUGGUGGCUGGGACAGAAUCCCGAGGCGUUGCGCCCUGAGCACCGUGAAAUAUUCGAUAUCAACAAGGUUCCUCUGUCGAGCAACAUGAUUGCUCUUGUGUGCAGCGCGAUACUGGUGACUCUGGAGGAGGCCCUCAAGGGUAACAUCACCAUCAACUUCGACGAGAAGACAUACACGCCGGAGCACGACCGCUUCAGAGCCGGUAUCGACAUGCUUCGCCGGUUUGCUGAUCCGAAGAAUCCCAGUUUCAACAAGGGGAUUAGCGAGUUAGUCAAAUCCAUGAACAACUCUCUGGUCAACUGCAUACGAACUGUUGCGAGGAUCGCGGAGCCUGAACUCGAGGUGACCGACUCGGAAGGACAGCGCGCCACUAUUAACCUCAACCUCGACAUGGAUCGUCUGUCCUCUCGGUGGAUGAAAACCGCGGGCCUGUCGUCUGAGAACACUGGUGGAGAGGCCGGCCCGUCGUCGAGCACCCAGAGCCAGCCAUCAGCAUGA